UUAAAGGCUGAUAUUUUGAAGCAGUUGAAUCUAAAACCAUGGCUAAAGACAUGACUCUGCUGUGGGGCUCCGGCUCUCCUCCCUGCUGGAGAGUGAUGAUCGCUCUGGAGGAGAAGAAUCUGCAGGGUUACAACAGUAAACUGCUCUCCUUUGACAAAAUGGAGCACAAGUCCCAGCAAGUGUUAGAUAUCAAUCCAAGGGGACAGGUUCCAUCAUUCAAACAUGGAGACAUUGUUGUUAAUGAAUCCUAUGCUGCCUGCUUUUACCUUGAGAGUCAGUUUAAAUCCCAGGGCACCAAACUGAUCCCAGACGGAGCCGAGGAGCAAGCCCUGAUGUACCAACGCAUGUUUGAAGGCCUCGCCUUCUACGAUAAACUCUGUGCAGUUAUUUUCUAUGACUACUAUGUUCCUGAAGGAGAGCGGCUCGAUUCAGCUCUGAAGAGGAACAAAGAGGCCCUGGUCACUGAGCUCAAACUCUGGGAGGGUUACCUAGAGAAGCUGGGCUCUGGCUCUUACCUGGCAGGAAAGUCUGUCACUCUGACAGACGUGGUCGUUUUUCCAACUGUUGCUACUCUCUUCAGAUUUGGGCUGUCUGCUGAGCGUUACCCCAAACUAGGAGAGUACCACGCUCUGAUGAAGGAAAGGCCCAGCGUCAAAGCCAGCUGGCCUCCUCAUUGGCUGGAGAAUCCCAAGGGACAAGACACCCUGAAGGACAUCUGAAAUGGACCAGUUCCAGUCCCACAUUAGAAGCCUUGCAACUCUCCUUCUGUAAAGCAGAUCUGAUAAUCAAAAAUAACCAAAUUCAGCUUGCACUGUUGUAACAUUUCCAAAUGGUGUCUUCUGAAGCAUUGUGACAGAAGAUGGUUUAGUUUCUAAUGCAAUGUUGAAAUGACUGAAAAUGCACUUUCUUUGCUUAUGACUUUCUACUAACAAUUUAUAUCUAACAAUUGAAGCUUAUAUAAAAAUGCUUCCUUCAUCUAAUAGGUCAGUUUUCCCUCCAGUUUACUGCAGAAGGUUUUUCUAGAGGCUCGCUACACAAAUGCUGCACUAUAAAAUAAAUUUGGGGCCAUAACUGAGUGUAUCUAAGGUCAGCGUGUCUAAAUGUGUUCAAAGUCUGACUUUAAGAGAUAAAUGAUCCCGAUGGAGAAAAUCCAUGUUAUCAAAUAUCUGGUUUAUCAUCUGAAAAUGAUUGUUGAAACAGGUUUGCACUUCCCAGGCGGAACUCAAAUGUUGCGGUGUCCCGUCUUUGCAUACAUUUACAGUUCUUAAAUUGUGUACUUUGUUUAAUUUUGCAUUUCAUGUUGAGCUCAGCCUCUGUCAGACCCAGCUGUGUGCUGUAUGUAGGUCAGUGUUUAUCUCAUUAAAAAUGAGUGUCUAUCA
Messenger RNA from Cyprinodon tularosa, 1379 nucleotides. RefSeq names its product glutathione S-transferase rho (gene gstr). NCBI's taxonomy places the organism in Eukaryota, Metazoa, Chordata, Actinopteri, Cyprinodontiformes, Cyprinodontidae. The record is from RefSeq and is a predicted model, not a curated record. Gene Ontology annotation, molecular function: glutathione transferase activity. Gene Ontology annotation, biological process: glutathione metabolic process. The transcript is spliced from 6 exons. Bases 39 to 719 code for a protein of 226 amino acids.